GCCCCUGGAGAGGGAAGGUUAGCAGACCCACUUCCGCCUGAGGGAGGAGGGACUGGAACGUGGGACACUAGGGUCCCUGGAGGGGGACAGUGAUGGUAACCAAUGGGCUGUGGUAGAAUCCCAGAAUCAAGAAACAGGGCAGACUCAGCCCUACCCAGAUCUCCUCCCCCAGGCUUGGUCUCCUCACAGGACGCCCCCUCCCCGCUCUUCCUGCCGGGUUUCCUCUGGCCUUUUCCUGUCCCCCACCCAGUGCUGGAAGCUGGGGCAGAGGCAAAGACCUUUACAGGAGCAGAGGAGUCGGGAAUUAACCGAGGCCAGCGGAGCCAGGGCCUCCGGGUGCUGCUGGACCCGAAGCAGGGGCCAUGCUAUCUGGUGAACGCAAGGAGGGCGGAAGCCCCCGCUUCGGGAAACUCCAUCUCCCUGUGGGCCUGUGGAUCAAUUCCCCCAGGAAACAGCUGGCCAAGCUGGGGCGGCGCUGGCCCAGCGCUGCCUCUGUCAAGUCUUCGUCUUCCGACACGGGGAGCCGCAGCAGCGAGCCGCUGCCCCCGCCCCCUCCGCACGUGGAGCUGCGGCGGGUGGGCGCGGUGAAGGCCGCGGGGGGCGCCUCGGGGAGCCGCGCCAAGCGCAUCUCGCAGCUCUUCCGGGGUUCCGGGACCGGGGCGACGGGGUCUGGGGGUGCUGGAGGUCCCGGGACCCCCGGGGCCGCGCAGCGCUGGGCCAGCGAGAAGAAGCUACCGGAGCUGGCGGCGGGCGUCGCCCCAGAGCCGCCCCUGGCCACGCGCGCCACGGCGCCCCCGGGGGUGCUCAAGAUCUUCGGCGCGGGGCUGGCAUCCGGUGCCAACUACAAGAGCGUGCUGGCCACGGCGCGGUCCACGGCGCGCGAGCUGGUGGCAGAGGCGCUGGAGCGCUACGGGCUGGCCAGCAGCCCCGGCACCGGCCCGGGCGACGCCAGCUGCGUGGACGCCUUCGCGCUGUGCGACGCGCUCGGCCGGCCGGCGACGGCCGGCGUCGGGGCCGGCGAGUGGCGGGCGGAGCACCUGCGCGUGCUGGGCGACUCGGAGCGCCCCCUGCUGGUGCAGGAGCUGUGGCGAGCGCGGCCCGGCUGGGCGCGGCGCUUCGAGCUGCGCGGCCGGGAAGAGGCGCGCCGCUUGGAGCAGGAGGCCUUCGGGGCUGCGGACGGCGACGGCACGGGCGCCCCCUCGUGGCGACCACAGAAGAACCGCUCCCGGGCAGCGUCCGGCGGGGCGGCUCUGGCCAGUCCUGGUCCCGGGUCCGGAUCGGGGCCCCCGUCCGGGUCGGGCGGCAAGGAGCGCUCGGAAAACUUAUCCCUGCGACGCAGCGUGUCGGAGCUCAGCCUGCAGGGCCGGCGGCGACGGCAGCAGGAACGCAGACAGCAGGCGCUCAGCAUGGCUCCAGGGGCAGCCGACCCCCAGAUCGGACCUGUGGACCCUGGAGACUUUGAUCAGUUGACUCAAUGCCUCAUCCAGGCCCCCAACAACCGCCCCUAUUUCCUGCUGCUCCAGGGUUACCAGGACGCCCAGUUCCGGCCUCGCGAGGAGGAGGCGCUGCUAGGUGAAGUGGUGCGCGCAGCGGCGUCCGGCGCCGGGGACCUGCCGCCCCUCGGGCCCGCCACGCUGCUGGCGCUGUGCGUGCAACACUCGGCCCGGGAGCUGGAGCUCGGCCACCUGCCACGCCUACUGGGCCGCCUGGCCAGGCUCAUCAAGGAGGCUGUCUGGGAAAAGAUUAAGGAAAUUGGAGACCGUCAGCCAGAGAACCAUCCUGAAGGGGUCCCGGAAGUGCCUCUGACUCCUGAAGCCGUGUCUGUGGAGUUGCGGCCACUCAUGCUGUGGAUGGCCAACACCACAGAGCUGCUGAGCUUUGUACAAGAGAAGGUGCUGGAAAUGGAGAAGGAGGCUGAUCAGGAGGGCCUGUCCUCAGACCCACAGCUCUGCAAUGACUUGGAAUUGUGUGAUGAGGCCAUGGCCCUUUUGGAUGAGGUCAUCAUGUGUACCUUCCAGCAGUCAGUCUACUACCUCACCAAGACUCUUUAUUCCACACUGCCUGCUCUCCUGGACAGUAACCCUUUCACAGCUGGGGCAGAGCUACCUGGUCCUGGUGCAGAGUUGGAGGCCAUGCCUCCUGGCCUGAGACCCACCCUGGGUGUGUUCCAAGCAGCUCUGGAGUUGACCAGCCAGUGUGAGCUGCACCCGGACCUUGUGUCUCAGACAUUCGGCUACUUGUUCUUCUUCUCCAAUGCAUCCCUUCUCAACUCACUGAUGGAACGAGGUCAGAGCCGACCUUUCUACCAGUGGUCCCGAGCUGUCCAAAUCAGAACCAACUUGGAUCUUGUCUUGGACUGGCUACAAGGAGCUGGACUAGGUGACAUUGCCGCUGAAUUCUUCAGGAAACUCUCCAUUGCUGUGAACCUGCUCUGUGUGCCCCGCACCUCCCUGCUCAAGGCUUCUUGGAGCAGUCUGAGAACUGACUAUCCAACUCUGACCCCUGCUCAGCUCCACCAUCUGCUUAGCCACUACCAGCUGGGUCCUGGCCGCGGGCCUCCACCCUCCUGGGACCCUCCCCCUGCCGAGAGAGAUGCUGUGGAUACGGGAGACAUUUUCGAAAGCUUCUCCUCGCACCCGCCCCUCAUCCUGCCCCUGGGCAGCUCGCGUCUGCGCCUCACCGGUCCAGUGACAGAUGACGCCCUGCAUCGUGAACUGCGCAGGCUCCGUCGCCUUCUCUGGGACCUUGAGCAGCAGGAGCUUCCAGCCAAUCACCGCCACGGGCCUCCGGUGGCCACGCCUCCUUGAAAACCAAUAAUACGCGAGCGUGCGAACCUUGAAAGGAAAAAGGAAAGAUUCUUUGGGCUCUUACUCCUUUGGAGCCCCGCCUGGUCGCAGAGGUUUCUGGGAGUUGUAGUUCUUGCCUCCCGCGUGGACCACUGGGAGUUGGAGUUUUCGGGUAGUAGAGGAUGGGACUGCGGGAAGAUGGGCUUGAGAUGUCAGCCGCGCCGAGGAGCAA
Messenger RNA from Dipodomys ordii (Ord's kangaroo rat), 3018 nucleotides. It is a transcript of the gene Rasip1, whose product is annotated as Ras interacting protein 1. Gene Ontology annotation, cellular component: cell-cell junction. The record is from RefSeq and is a predicted model, not a curated record. The transcript is spliced from 12 exons. NCBI's taxonomy places the organism in Eukaryota, Metazoa, Chordata, Mammalia, Rodentia, Heteromyidae. Gene Ontology annotation, molecular function: GTPase binding. Gene Ontology annotation, biological process: regulation of GTPase activity; negative regulation of Rho protein signal transduction; angiogenesis. Bases 363 to 2807 code for a protein of 814 amino acids.